AUGUCGGAGAAUGUGGGUACUUUUCUUGAUGAAUAUGAACUGCAGUUGCCGACCGAAACACAACAAAAGUUAGCUAAAGAGACAGCUAAGGAACCUUUUAGUCAAUGGUGGAUAGUUGGGGUAGGUUUUGAAUUUAUUUUAUGAGUUUCAGACUGUUUUAUAUUAUCAUAGGGAUCAGAUGGGAGGGAAAAUGUUUUUUGAUGUAAAGUUGUAAAUUUGAAGAAUAAAUGGGUAGUAUAAGACUUUUUAGUUGACAAAGGUAAUGUGUUAACAAUUUUUAGUGUUAUCUUUGUCAUUUCUUUUCAAACUGCGGCGUUCUGAGCUAUUUUAUAUUAAUUUAGACAUCAGAUUGGAAUGAGUUUGAGUUUUUAAGUUAAAACUAAACUUUUAAAGUAAAUUGGAUAAAGAUAUGUAUAUAUGUAUCUAACCUACAUUAAAUUUUUUAUAUAAGGACGUAUUUCACUUUGACAAUGUUGGCGUAACCCGAUCACACGAAGGAGUUCAAUACCUAUGUUGUUCUGAAUGUGAACUCGGACCUUUUGGCAUAAAAGAAGGCGAUCGUUACUUGGUGGCGUUGGAUCGUGUUAAACAUCUUGUCAAGGAGUAA
Messenger RNA from Bursaphelenchus okinawaensis, 607 nucleotides. Lineage: Eukaryota; Metazoa; Nematoda; Chromadorea; Rhabditida; Aphelenchoididae. The record is from the annotation of a GenBank genome assembly.